Molecule: messenger RNA, 747 nt
Organism: Caenorhabditis bovis
Lineage: Eukaryota; Metazoa; Nematoda; Chromadorea; Rhabditida; Rhabditidae
Source: the annotation of a GenBank genome assembly
AUGAUUCAAACUAGAUCCGGACUUCCGGCAAAUGAUCCAGACGAUCCAGAUGAAUCGCAAGAACACGAUGCCAUCGAGCCUCAAUCAGGAUCCGAGCGUCCGGCAUUCGGAUCGGAUUGGAUCGCCAGCGUGCUGAAGCAACUCACCCGAGGUCUCGAGAAUACUUUGGGAAUUGAUGUCACGAAUCAUCAUUGGCCACGUGAUCACUGUCACGAAUACGAAAGGGUGACAUCUCCACACAAUUUAUUCGAUCCGAUCCGAUCCGAUCCGAACCAUCCAUCCUCUUCGACGACGUCGAUUGAUGAUGUCGAUGACGAGCUACCACUCACUACUGCCCAUGUCAAUGAAGAAGUCGAUCGUAUGCCGUCACCACCCUCGCUGCCACUGAUGCCGAUACCGUUGUUGAUGACGCUGUCGCAGACCACCACAAGAACCACCAUCCGACACCCACCACCCCACACCACACUCGCUGCCGCUGAAGUCGUUGUCGUUUACGAUGACCGCGCAGACCCUCACCGCCCACACCCACCACCCACGCCAAUCUCGUCGUCUACGAUUAACCUGAAAUUAAUCUCCCCCACUCCCCAAGCCAUCCUCUCAGAGAAUGACGAUGUCGAUGAUGCCGAUGACGUUGGCUGUGCUACCGCGACCUCGCUGCCACUGACGUCGAUACUGUUGUUGAUGACGCCGAAGACAACCACCACCACCACCUACACCCACCACCCACGCCAAUCUCGCUGCCACUGA